Messenger RNA from Vespula pensylvanica (western yellowjacket), 2183 nucleotides. It is a transcript of the gene waw, whose product is annotated as translation factor GUF1 homolog, mitochondrial. The record is from RefSeq and is a predicted model, not a curated record. Gene Ontology annotation, cellular component: mitochondrion. Gene Ontology annotation, molecular function: mitochondrial ribosome binding; GTP binding; GTPase activity. The transcript has 7 exons. The coding region runs from base 233 to 2092 and encodes 619 amino acids. NCBI's taxonomy places the organism in Eukaryota, Metazoa, Arthropoda, Insecta, Hymenoptera, Vespidae. Gene Ontology annotation, biological process: positive regulation of translation.
UUAUAUAUUUUGUAUAAUGCACCUCUAUUGAACUGUACACUUUGCAUUUUAUAUUAAAAACGAUGUGACGACAAACAGUAUAAAAAUUGCAUAAAGUUGUAUAGAGUUACGCGAUAUGAGGCAAAAGUUAAAAUAUUUGUGAACUUUAUAGAAGAUAAAUAGUUAUAGUGCUAAAAAAGAAUAAAAAUUAACAAUAUAAUAAUAGCAAUGAAAAAUAAGGAGGUGUUUAUAUAUGCAAAAACAAACGUAUAGUACAAAUGAGAAUGUUGAAAAAACUUAUGAAAUACCUAUCGAAAAUAUCCGUAAUUUUAGUAUAAUAGCCCAUGUUGAUCAUGGUAAAAGUACCCUUGCUGAUAGACUUCUAGAAAUUACUGGUGCUAUAAAAAGAAAUUCAGGAAAACAAGUAUUAGAUACAUUGCAAGUAGAAAAGGAACGUGGAAUUACGGUGAAAGCUCAGACUGCUUCCCUUAUAUAUUCUUAUAAAGGACAAAAUUAUCUUUUAAAUUUGAUAGAUACUCCAGGUCAUGUAGAUUUCUCAUCUGAGGUAUAUCGUUCAUUAGCAGCUUGUCAAGGUGUUAUAUUAUUAGUGGAUGCAAAUGAUGGAGUACAAGCGCAAACUGUUGCAAAUUUUUACUUGGCUAUUAAAAGAGAGCUUGUAGUAAUACCAGUUAUAAAUAAAAUAGAUUUACCAAUGGCAGAUCCAGAAAGAGUAAAGAAUCAAUUAGAAACAUUAUUUAAUAUAAAUGAAAAAGAUGUAUUAAAAAUAUCUGCCAAAUUAGGAACAGGUGUUGAUGAAUUAUUACAAGCUAUACUCAAAAGGCUUCCACCUCCACCUGUAAAUAGGAAUUUACCAUUUCGUGCUCUAAUAUUUGAUAGCUGGUAUGACAAAUAUAAAGGAGCUGUUUCCUUAAUAUAUGUGAAGGAUGGAUCUUUAUCUGUUGGUGAACAUAUUACAUCUUUUGCUAGCAAAAAAUCUUAUGAAAUUAAAGAGGUAGCACUUUUAAGACCUGAGGAAGAACCUAUUAAAACUUUAUUUGCAGGAGAGGUUGGAAGUAUAAAAUGUAAUAUGAGAUCUUCUAAAGAAGCACAUAUUGGAGAUACUUUAUAUAAAAAAGGUCACCCUGUAGAAUCAUUAGGUGGAUUUACAGCAAUAAAACCGAUGGUAUUUGCUGGUGUAUAUCCUAUGGAUCAAUCACAUUUUCUUGCAUUACAAAGUGCAAUUGAUAAACUUAUUUUAAAUGAUAGUGCUGUUGAAAUUGUAUCAAAUUCUAGUGCUGCACUUGGACGCGGCUGGCGAGCUGGAUUUUUAGGACUCUUGCAUAUGGAAGUAUUUAUACAAAGAUUAGAACAGGAAUAUGGUACAGAACCAAUAGUUACAGCACCUGGUGUCACAUAUAAGGCCAAAAUUAAAGGACAAAAAAAUAUAAUACGAUAUAAAGGAGAUAUAGUUGUCUUCAAUAAUCCUAUUGACUAUCCUGAUAAACAAAUUACAGUAGAAUAUUAUGAGCCAAUGAUCCUUGGUACUAUUAUAACACCAGAUAAGUAUAUAGGACCGGUAAUUUCAUUGUGUCUUGAGAAACGUGGGAUUGAACAAUUUACCCAAACUAUUGGAAAUAAUAGAACGUUAUUAAAAUUUUCAAUGCCAUUAAAUGAAGUAGUUCUUGAUUUUCAUGAUACAUUGAAAACUCUCACUUCUGGAUAUGCAAGUUUUGAUUAUGAAGAUGAUGGAUAUCAUUCUUCUGAAAUUGUGAAGUUAAAUAUUCUCUUAAAUGGUAAUAUUGUAGAAGAAUUAAGUACAAUUGUGCACUGUACUAAAGCAAAAGAAGUGGGUAAAAGAAUGUGUAAUAAACUUUUGGAUAUCAUUCCAAGACAAUUAUUUGAAAUAUCAAUACAAGCAGCAGUUGGAAGUAAGAUACUUGCAAGGGAGACUUUGAAAGCAUAUAGAAAAGACGUUACUGCAAAAUUGUAUGGAGGUGAUGUUACAAGAAGGAUGAAAUUAUUGGCAAAACAAAAACAGGGAAAGAACAGAAUGCGUAUGAUCGGAAACAUUUCCUUGCCACGAGAAACAUUUAUAAAUGUACUCAAACGAUAAUUUACCGUGUAUAUAUAUAUACAUAGGAUUUUUACUUUGAACACAAAAAUAAAAAGAAUAUAUAAAAUAAGAAUAAAAGGUCGAACAUUAA